UUUUUAUUUAAAAACUCUUAUCAAGCUGAAGUCAAAAUUGUGGUUACAGAGAUGGGAACCAUAGACUUUGGUGGUGCUGCUUCAGGUGAAGCUUCGAUUGCUGAUCUCAGCGGUCAGGUUCACCAGGUUCCUUGCUGCAUUAGAUUCGACGGUCCUGCUCAAGUUUCCAACUAUUUCAAGCCUAAGUCCAGUGAGGUUGAAGUUGAUGGAGUGAGAACGGAAGAAGCUUAUUUCAGAGGAAGGAAGUUGCAGGGAGCAACUAUCUCAAUGCCUAGUGGCUACUCUGGCUUUGUACUUGGACAAGCGAGUAAUAAGAACGCCAAUGGAAAGAGAAAGGCUUGUAGUGACGAAGAGGAGAAUCCGUGUUGGGAAGUGAAGGCCAAGUUCGAUAAAAUGACAUACUGGAAUCAUGAUACUCUUCCUUCAAAAGACGAUACUAUAUUGCGGUCUUUCCAUUGGUUCAACAUUGCAGAAGCGCUGCAUAAGCCAGUGACAGUUGAAGACCUGGUUGCAGUGACAGAUGGUGGAGGAAUGUGAUAAAAACAUCAAAUGUCAUUAACAGAUUUGGUUGUUGAAGAAAAGAUGUUGUGAAACAAGUAGCAGUAUGUAAUUUUAAGAGUCAAGUAGCAGUUUGUUUGAAGGAAACAUGAUUAGACUGAAACAGUUUCAUUAAAAUAAAAAUUUCUUUGGAAACCA
This is a messenger RNA of Brassica napus (rape), 696 nucleotides long. RefSeq names its product ribonuclease H2 subunit C. The coding region runs from base 52 to 537 and encodes 161 amino acids. Gene Ontology annotation, cellular component: ribonuclease H2 complex. Gene Ontology annotation, biological process: RNA catabolic process. The transcript is spliced from 4 exons. The record is from RefSeq and is a predicted model, not a curated record. Lineage: Eukaryota; Viridiplantae; Streptophyta; Magnoliopsida; Brassicales; Brassicaceae.